Arabidopsis lyrata subsp. lyrata is the source of this 1886-nucleotide messenger RNA. Its product is annotated as nuclear pore complex protein NUP58. The record is from RefSeq and is a predicted model, not a curated record. The transcript has 6 exons. Gene Ontology annotation, molecular function: structural constituent of nuclear pore. Gene Ontology annotation, cellular component: nuclear pore. NCBI's taxonomy places the organism in Eukaryota, Viridiplantae, Streptophyta, Magnoliopsida, Brassicales, Brassicaceae. The coding region runs from base 134 to 1645 and encodes 503 amino acids. Gene Ontology annotation, biological process: nucleocytoplasmic transport.
UAUCUAAUAAUUCUAUCCCGUCUCCAACUAAUUGAUUUUAACGAGAGGGGCUUUUGAAUUUUUUUGCUCAACUUCCAAAUCGUCGCCGGCGAUAUAAACCCUAGAUUUGAUUCGCCGCCGGUUAUAUCCAGCAAUGUCGUUGUUGACCCCACAGCAACAACAGACGCCUCAGUCGCUUUUUCAAACUCAGCAACAGUUGUUUCAGCCGCAGCAAACCAAUUCCAUCUUCUCCCAAUCGCAACCGCAGCAAACCAAUUCCAUCUUCUCGCAAUCGCAACCGCAGCAGCAACAGCAACCGUCGUUGUUUCAGCCGCAACAGUUCCAGCAGCAGCAGCAGCAACAACAAAAUCAGCAACAGCAGCAGCAAGUACAACAACAGUUGUAUUUGUUCACCAACGAUAAAGCUCCGGCGAAUUACAGUACCAAAUGGGCCGAUCUUCAUCCCGAUUCUCAGAAACUCUUGCUUCAGAUUGAAGAGAAGAUAUUGGAGCAUAGAAGUGAAAGUCAGAGAUUAGAUCAGUGUAGUCGACUUUAUGAUUCUUCUGUAUCCAGUGAAGGGUUUGAGUUUGAUGCUAGCCGCAUUGUUCAGGAGCUUGGUGGGAUUAAUACUGCCAUGGACCGACAAAAAGCUGUUCUCCAUGAGCUUAUGAUUGUUGCCAAAGAUAUGCUGCGUAAUGCGGAGAUUGCAGUUCGGUCUUUUAUGAUGCUGCAGCCAAGAUUUCCUCAUUGGAAACAAGGAGGAGGAGUUGUUAGUGUUGGUUCUCAACCAUCCCAGGGGCAGGGAACAAAUCCAGCUCCAGCUUCCUCUGGUCAACAACAAGCUGUUACUACGACGGUUCAAGUUUCUGAUUUUUACCGUGGGAUUCCAAAGAAACCAACAGCUUUUCUACUGCAAACAGUUGGAAGGUUUGAGAAGUAUCUAAAUGAGUGCCGCCAAUGGGUUGAAGAGCUGGAGCAAUUACUCGCCUUGGAUUCUGACAAGUAUAAUCGACAUGCUUCCCUUUUAGAAUCUCUUCCAAAAGUCAUGUCUAAUGUUCAUGACUUCUUUGUUCAUGUGGCUGCUAAGGUAGAGAGUAUUCACCAAUAUAUUGAAUCAAUGAGAACAUCGUAUCUUGCUGACCAGCGCCGAAGAGGAGAAUGCCAUGAUCCGUUUCUUGAGGCUGAUCGAAGGGAGACAGCAAAGCAGGAAGCAGCUGCUAAAAGAGUCCAUCCAACUCUGCAUCUUCCUGCUUCUACUACAAGUACACAACCCUCAACACAGGUUACUGGGUUGAUUGCCAGCUCAGCCACUCCCGGGGCUUCAAAUCCUCCACAGACAUCUGUUCCAACAUCAAACCCUUCUUCAGGAGCUGGUUUUUCGUUUCUCAACACACCUGCUUCUGGACCUUCGUCUUCUAUCUUUGCUACACCAUCUUCUACUGCUCCUACCUCGUCUUUGUUUGGACCAUCCCCUACUGCCACACAGACGCCACUUUUUGGGUCUUCCCCGGCUUCUACAUUUGGUUCCGCUCAAUCUUUGUUUGGCCAGACAACUCCAUCACUUGCUAUGCCUUCACCAUUUGGAGGUGCUACACCAGGAUCAGGAGCCAGCUUUGGUUCUAUGACAAAAUCUUCAAGGCCAAAAUCUCGAACUACACGCCGUUAGACACGGGGUGUCCCAAGUUUCAUCCAUCAGACAGUGACAACACAUCGUUUACAUGGCUGGAGUUCAUCGUCACUUGGUGAAGUCGAGUUUGGUGCAAGUCGAAGGAGAUCCGCAUUCUCUGAUGCACCAGUUUGUAUUUGUGGCGUUAUUCAUUGAAUUGAUGAUUGAAUGUUCUUAGAAAGCACUAUCUUUGUACCUCAUCUUGACAAUGCUAUUGUUGUAGAAAUGAGUUUUUUUUUCA